AUGCCCACACCCAAGGGCCAGGUUUGGGAACAUCCCCACCAGGUCCUGACCUGGCCAUUGUCCUACCAGGACAAGACUGUGGUGGUAGCAGACUUUGGGCUGUCACGGCUCAUAGUGGAAGAGAGGAAAAGGCCCCCAGUGGAGAAGGCCACCACCAAGAAACGCACCUUGCGCAAGAGUGACCGCAAGAAGCGCUACACGGUGGUGGGAAAUCCCUACUGGAUGGCCCCUGAAAUGCUGAAUGGAAAAAGCUAUGAUGAGACGGUGGAUGUCUUCUCUUUUGGGAUCGUUCUCUGUGAGAUCAUUGGGCAGGUUUAUGCGGAUCCUGAUUGUCUGCCACGAACACUGGACUUUGGCCUCAAUGUGAAGCUUUUCUGGGAGAAGUUUGUCCCCACAGACUGCCCCCCAGCCUUCUUCCCCCUGGCUGCCAUCUGCUGCAAACUGGAGCCUGAGAGCAGACCAGCAUUCUCAAAACUGGAGGACUCCUUUGAGGCCCUCUCCCUGUACCUGGGGGAGCUGGGCAUUCCAUUGCCUGCAGAGCUGGAGGAGCUGGACCACACUGUGAGCAUGCAGUACGGCCUGACCCGGGACUCACCCCCCUAGCCCCAGCCCAGCCCCCUGCAGGGGGGUGUUCCACAACCAGCAUUGCCCCCUCUGUGCCUCAUCACUGCUAUGAGCAGGGCCGUCCAGGCUUCCUGUGGAUUGGCAUCUUGUUUAGAAGCAGAACAAGUCAUCCCUACUACCUCCCCAGGAGGCGAGCGGGCGCAGCACUAGGGAAGCAUAUCUCCACACGUUUUGAGGCCUGGUUAUUUUCUGUAAAUCCAAGACUUGUCUGAAAGCUGUGAAGAAGAAAAAAAGCCUGUCCUCUGGGCCAGGGAGAUUCUGUUACUUGGGACCACUCAGGAACUCCCUGGCAUUGGGAUUCUGGGAGGCUCUUGCUUAUAGUAAUCAGCGUGACCUGGACCUGCUGGGCAGGAUCCCAGGGUGAACCUGCCUCUGGGUUCUGAAGUCUCCAAUCCAGCUGGGUAUAGGAGGAUUUCAAGUGGGAGUGUGGAUGAGACAAAGACUGGUGGCCACAUGGCACUGGAAGAGUGUGAAAUGACAGUGCUGCUCCCCCCUUCCACUUCAGGUCUCACCCUCCCUGAGGCGGAGGUUGAAGGAAUAGAUUUUGAAGAGUCCCUUAGUAUGUGGUAAAACUGGCCAGGAGUCAAGGAAUGGGCUGGUUUCUGCUUGCCUGCCAGGGGGUGGCUUUACCCAGCCUAGGGACCACAUCAAUGUGAGGGGAGCUUCCACCUCAUGUUCUCAAACUAUCCUACUAGAGACUGCCUAAGAACAUCUGGGCAACAUCCUUUUUGUCUGCAACAAGCAAUCACCCACAAGCACAGGAAGAAGCUGAAAAGAGGCCUUACUCUCUAAAAAGCUCAUGUCGUGGCUGCUGUCACUCAUACCCGGCUGGGCUCCUCAGUCAGAAGCCGGAGACAUUUUACCUAAAGCUAGAUGGGUCCUGGAGGACAGUGUGGCUUGUCACAGGCCUAAGAGUCUGAGGCAGGGGAAUGGGAGUCUCAGCAAUCUCUUGUCCUUGUGGCAGCCACUGCUAACCUUUCGACAUGCCAGGUCUAGACAGCACCUUCAGCUGGGAAGAGAUGGUGGCAGA
Galeopterus variegatus (Sunda flying lemur) is the source of this 1654-nucleotide messenger RNA. Its product is annotated as LIM domain kinase 2-like. Bases 1 to 603 code for a protein of 200 amino acids. The record is from RefSeq and is a predicted model, not a curated record. Gene Ontology annotation, biological process: actin cytoskeleton organization; protein phosphorylation. NCBI's taxonomy places the organism in Eukaryota, Metazoa, Chordata, Mammalia, Dermoptera, Cynocephalidae. Gene Ontology annotation, cellular component: cytoplasm; nucleus. Gene Ontology annotation, molecular function: ATP binding; protein serine/threonine kinase activity. The transcript has 4 exons.